Molecule: messenger RNA, 1956 nt
Organism: Armigeres subalbatus
Lineage: Eukaryota; Metazoa; Arthropoda; Insecta; Diptera; Culicidae
Exons: 2
Coding region: 1-1956 (651 amino acids)
Source: RefSeq, a predicted model, not a curated record
AUGCAACAUCACCACAAGUGCUCAUCGAACGUUCACAGAGAGCGACACCAGUGCCUCCUUCUCGUACUCCAACCCCUUCCGCAAGCACAAGAAGCGCACACUGUUCUGUCAUCUACGUUGCAAUGUGCCACCCGUUCACAAGGCUUACUUUAUCCUCUCGCCGAGGUUGUGGAAGAUAGAAACGUGAUGGCAGAAGACGAUCUCGUUAAUAGACUACCCUCGGAUUUACGAAUUCAAUUCUUGGAGCAGCAGGAAGCCAUUGAACUGCGGUAUCUAAGGCUGUAUACCAACCAAGUCCCUGCACUACCUACCACACGGAACAGCACCAGUGCCGCAUCACCAUUUGUGCCUAUAGUGCAAUGCCAACAAUCGGCUAUUCCAUCAAAUCGUUCAGGCGAUCUGAACGUGCGAUUGGAUGCUACUGGAAUUCCCACGCAGAAGACAAAUCAACAUCCGAAUAUUCCCAGGUUUCGUCUUCCUCCUGUUGUGCGUCACCAUGAAGCUACAACAGUACAACCACAAACUGACAAUCUCACUGGCGCUCCGACUUUUUCUCAUCCCCACGGUGAUCAUCGGGCUCGCGUCUCUGCUUUUGUCCCGUCAACGAGUAAUAUGCCUUCAACUGGUCUUGGAUUUUAUCCGUCUGCGUUCCAGGAUGAGCAUACAGCAAUAGGAGGCUUGACAUUGCUGAAUGGAAGUCAAAUUGCUGCUCGCCAUGCCGUGCCGAAAGAGCUGCCAAUAUUUACUGGUGAGCCUGAGGAGUGGCCACUAUUUUUUGCCACAUUUGAAAACACGACACAUCUUUGUGGACUCACACACGAGGAGAAUAUGAUUCGACUCCAGAGGUGCUUAAAAGGGAAGGCACUAGAAGCGGUAAGGUGUCAGUUAUUGUAUCCUAAUAACUUGGAUCAAGUUAUCUCUACUCUGAGGAUGCUCUUCGGCCGGCCAGAAAUUAUAGUUCAUUCGCUAAUGCAGAAGAUCAAUAGUCUUCCAGCCCCUAAAGCAGAUCGCCUCGCGUCGCUUGUCGACUUUGCGCUGGCUGUGCGUAACAUGGUGGCCACAGUCAAAGCUUGCGAUUUAGAAGAACACCUUUGUAAUCUCACGCUUCUACAGAGCUUAACCGAUCGACUUCCUCCGAUGAUUCGUCUGAACUGGGCAACCCAUCGACAGUCACUUCGUUCCGUAACUUUGUCUGAGUUUAGCGAAUGGCUGUAUAAGUUGGCGGAGGCAGCGAGCACAGUGACAAUGCCGCAGUUUUCGGUAGCAGUGGACAAUAAACUUCGCCGCGGAAGGAGAGAAGAUGGAUUUCUAAAUGCUCAUUCUGAAUCUACUCCGAAAAUAAAUCAAGCAGACACUGGCAACGAGUGUCUCGUUUGCCAGGGAAGUUGUGCGGCAGUGGACAAGUGCAAACGGUUUCUUUCGUACAGCCUUUCUACUCGUUGGGACACGCUUCGUAAAUUUAAAAUUUGUCGAAACUGCUUGACCAUCCACCGUGGACCGUGCAAGACGUCUAAACCGUGUGGGAUAAACGGAUGCCAGACACAGCACCAUCGUUUGUUGCACAAUAGUUCGAAAGACAAACAAGGGAGACCACCAUCUGUGUCGACCGAAAUUAGCAGAAGCCCAGAUACCGAUUAUGAAUCUGAAGCUACCGAGUCGUGCAAUACACAUCAAGGAGGUGAAAAAGAUGUGUUGUUUCAGUACAUUCCGGUAAUCCUAUACAACAAUGGAAUUGAGCUGCAUACGUAUGCAUUGUUAGACAGUGGGUCUUCGUUAACAUUAAUGGAGGAAGGUUUGGCAAAAGAAUUGGAGCUUAAUGGUAAGAAGCAUCCAUUAUGUUUACGAUGGACGGAGACACUUGCCGUUAUGAAAAAGACGCGACAAUCGUAUCUUUCGAUAUAUCUGGCACACGUAACACAAGUAGCCAACACAACCUUACGGAGGUUUAUACUGUGA